UCGCACCGCAGUGUGGUUCACUGUCUGCAUUCUUUCUCGUAGGUUCGCAACUUUUCCAUGGACUGCAGUAUUUUUUUUAACUUGUUUCUGAAUUCAGUUGCUUAUUUAAAACAUUACGUACUAAGCAAACGGUGAACAUUGCAGCGAAACAUUUCCAGCGCAAAAAUUGAAAUGAAAGAUGGACGAUGCUGAUAUUGGAGCUUGUUUGUCAUUAUCUGAUCUCCCGGAGCAUUCUCAGUACCUCGCCUCAUCAGAAAAGGAUCAGAUCAAAUCGAAUGCUAUUGUGCGCUUUCUGAAUGUUCAAAGUACUGCUCCAUUUGCCAGAUUGAAAUGCAACACCGAUCUGAAUAUGCCACCCUCAAACUGGCUGAGCAAUUCGGCCAAUUCGUACGGAUUAGGUCAGUCCGUUUCGCACCAGCGCGGGUUCAGCAGUUUUCGCAUGGCAAACAUGUUUCCCGAUUGUGUUGGUGGUGUGGAUGUCGUAUCGGAUGCAGAAAACAUUAAACGUCUGCUAAAAUUACCAUAUUCAAGGAAAAGUGUAAUUUCGAUGAUCGUUCAUCGUAUCGAAAAUACUCUAUUGAUUGAUGAGUUCGAUGUGGCCCGUUAUUUGCUUCGCCAGGAGGAGAAUGAGUGGGAUUGGUUGCGAUCGUUUAUCUACGAAAACAUUUUAAAUAGUUUGAGUGAUAGCGAAAAGAAGCUGUUCAUUCAUACGAAAUCAAGGGAAGCCCUUGCUCAGAAGUAUCUCAACUCGAAAUUUUUAUACUAUAGUUUAAAGUCCGAUGAAGACGUCGGAGAAGGAGUCACAGAGUUAUCGGAAGAGGAUGGUGAUACCUGUCGGAAAUUCAAACCACUGCCACUUGCUGGGCCGAUCCUUCCGGAACCUGACGAGGAGGAGAAUUUUCCAGAUCCACGUCAAACAAGUCAUGUGUUUAACCGAAAUGUUGUGUGGACUUUUGAGGAUAUUCGGAUGUUGAUUGGUACGGAUAUGCCCAUAUUUGGAGGAGCCAAUAGACCCUGCAUAAGUUUACGAUUAAGAGAUCAAUCAAAACCUAUCAAUGUGUUGACUGGGAUUGACUAUUGGCUGGACAAUUUGAUGUGUAACGUUCCGGAAGUGGUAAUGUGCUACCAUUUGGAUGGUAUUGUUCAAAGGUAUGAACUGAUUAAAACAGAAGAUCUACCACACUUGGAAAAUUCGAAGUUUUCGCCGAAAGUCAUCAGAAACGUUGCUCAGAAUAUUUUGGUGUUCUUGAAAGCGAAUGCCACUAAAGCUGGUCACACUUACUGGUUGUUCAAAGCGAAAAACGAUGACGUCGUCAAGUUAUACGAUCUAACAACUCUGUGCCAAAAGCACAGCGACUGCCAACCACAAAACGAGGAAGAAUCUGAAGACGAAUUAGAGAAAAAUCAGAAUCCUUUUACCAUUCCGGUGGCCAUGCUGCUGUACACCGUGGCUCGAAAUAUGAAAAAUUCUCGUGAUGGAAUAUCUGCCACCAAGGCGGGGGCCAUCAAAAUGCUGCUGGAUAACUGCAUCAAAUUAUUGCCAAAGGAAAAAUACCCACAGAUUGUUACAUCCUCGCACUACAUUUUGUCGGAUUUGUAUAUCCCAGCAGAAACAGAUCCGGGAUCACCAAAGUUCAACACUACAUUUGAUGAUGAUGAUGAAGACGACGACGAAGUUGACGAAUUUCAAUCGCUUUUUGGUGAAAAUGGGCCGUCCAGUGAUUCGCCGCAGUCGGAUGAGUAUAUGAAUGACCAGAAUAAUGGAAAUCGAUUAGAAGCAGCUAUAAAAAGUAUCGAGUCGACACUACAGGAGUAUAAUGGAAAUUAUGGCUGGCGAUAUAAUUCCAGACCACCACCACUGGUUGGAAAUAUCGAAGAACGCUGUAAAAUAGCUUUGCAGCAUAUUGCCGAUGGGCUGAGUUGCUUGCAGUAUUUUGACAGCAGCGAAGAACAGAAAAAUAGAGAGAAGGAAAAAGCAGAAGAAAAACGAAAGAUUUAUCACGAAGAGACACAUCCAAAUAUGGCAAAAUCGGAUGAUCCGAUUGCUCUACCGUACAGCCCGUUGCACCCAGAACCAGCGAUGGCUAAGCCGAACGAACCCAUUCCGAUGGGUUGGAGGGCAGAUUCCGAGCGUUCCCAACCCAGUGACUCGUCUAAGAAAUUGUCUAAGAAAAAAUCAAAAAGAAAAAUUGACAAAAAGCGAGUUACUGCAGAUGCAACCACAUCGGAGAUCGAUGCCCGAUCGCUUCUACUGAAGGGCGAGAUAGGUGUCAUAAAAUCUUGGAACGUUCACUUAAAAAUUUUGCUGUUUGAAAAAGCAUGCCUCACUUACGCAACACUUGCUGAGCGAUAUUAUGCUCUGGAGGAGUUUGGAACCUCUCUUCGGUACAUCUAUUCAUCUGUUCGCUGCCAGCAGGUCGUUACGAAGUACAUUUCCUGCGUUUCUUCACAGCGUGCUCUACUGCUUGGUAGAAUAGGCGAUUGCUUCUUUCAGUUCGCCAAGAAAUGGGAUAAUAUUCAACAGUACUUAAAGGAAUUCGAACAGGAGAAUCGUGUAGAUCAGCUGAUAAUGGACGAAUUGGUCAAAGAUAUCGGCAGUGAAGUAGAGCAAUCGCUACCUCUACCGAUGGACAACAUCGAACAGUUGAUGAUUACCAGCUGUGGUUGCUACGAAGCUGCGAUUGCAUGUGCAUCCAGGGAUGCGAAAGAGGAACUUAAUCGAAGACUAGGUAGUGUGCGGAAUGAAUUGGGUGUCAAAUAUAUGCACUGGGCUCAAGAGGAGUAUCAAAAGUUUUGGAAACUUUCCCCAGAGGAGCGAGAGAUGUUCGAGAAAGCUGCCAAAGAAAAGGAUAGUGCGAGUGAGCCGCUCUACCAAGUACUCGCAAAGAAGUCUUACGAUUCUCUGCAUAAAGGAGUCGCACUGUUUGAAGCUGUAAAAGAUCCUACAAAUUUGGCGUUCUUGUUGUGCAACAUGGGAAGGUUUAUGCGCUUUCGCGCGCACAUUCAUCUCGUUGGAGAAAGUCCAAACAACGUACAGCUUCAGAAAAAAUUCUACAAUGAAGCAUUUACACACUAUCAGCGAGCAUUGGGGGUUUUAGGCUCAAAAAAGGAAAAUCCCGACCUGUGGUCUUUGGUAACUUGGGAACUGUCUACGGCCACAUUCAACUUAGCUAAGCAAUUGCAAGAUUACAGCGACGUUGAGCACGAUGGUACGCAGAGUGUGGAUGAAGUAGAACAAGAGGUAGUCGAGAUGCUUCAAAAAGCACUGAAACUAUGCGAUCAGGAACUAAACGGGCCGAGACAGGUGUUGUACUCUUUCCGGGCUGCGUUAAUUCAUCAUAGAAUUGCCUCCUAUUACCACUUUUCGUUUCGUUCCGCUAACGACGAACACCGCCGUAAAACUAUCCUGCAGUUGUGCAAGCUGCACUACGAGAAGGCAGUCAAAAUUUUCGAAAGCCUCAGUGAACCCCAGGAAUACCUGCAGAUCCAAAUGGAGCGAAUUGCGCUGCAAGAGUAUCAAUGUGAACUAGCUCAAACAAUUCCGGUCAAGUUCAGAAUUUUGCAGCAAGCGCUCGAUCUUUGCAAGCAAAGUCAAACGAUGAUCGAGUACCUUUGUAAUGCAAAAUCCCUUGUCAGCGUAGCGAAUAGCAACUUUAACUGUGAAGAAAUUCAGAAACUUCUCGAACUCUUCGAGAAACGUCUCCAGGUAAUACUGAAAACACUGGCUAAGCUUUGCUUGUUAUCUACGGGUACUAAAAGAGGCUACUCGGAUCAAAUGGCAACACAGUACAAGGCCAUGUUUGGAUUGACACUGCAAAAAAGAACAGCCAGCACUGCGGAGGAUGUGUCUCAUUGCGGCACACCCGGCAACGUGAUUAAGGAACAUGCCUUAUAUCUAGUAAAUCUGCUGCAAAAAAUUUGUGAUUUAGAUAAGACUAGUGGUUAAGUUGGAUUACGAUUUCAUCGACUUAAAGACUAAGCGAAGCUUGUAAACAUAAAAUGAAUUCAAGAAUAAAUAUCGUUUUUAACCUA
Messenger RNA from Topomyia yanbarensis, 4032 nucleotides. RefSeq names its product erythroid differentiation-related factor 1. Gene Ontology annotation, biological process: positive regulation of DNA-templated transcription. The coding region runs from base 179 to 3946 and encodes 1255 amino acids. The record is from RefSeq and is a predicted model, not a curated record. Lineage: Eukaryota; Metazoa; Arthropoda; Insecta; Diptera; Culicidae. The transcript has 5 exons. Gene Ontology annotation, molecular function: protein binding.